GUUGUCGAGGUUGCGAAAGAGUGAGACGCAGUCACUGGAGACUAGCCAAAAUGCCCCUCAGUUUGUUUUUGUUGGAAUCGCAAUUAGAAAAUAGUAGCUGAAGGAUGUGGUUGUUACUUGUUACAAGCUAUAAAGAUCCAAAAUGUCUUGCAACCUACCCCCAAUGGUCUUCUCAAACCCAGACAAGGAAGAAGUGGUUGAACUCGACUUUGGAGUACCCGAAGAGUCUUCAUCUUUCCUCCAUAAAAAAGUGAAAUCCAAAAAGGAUGAGUCCGACGAGGCUUCCUAUUCACAGUGGAACGCUCUUCCAGAUAUCUUAUUGGAAGAUAUCUUUUCUAGGCUUUCGAUAAAAGAGAGAUAUAACGCUUCGCAGGUGUGUUGGAACUGGUAUCGUUUAUUUCAUUCCAAAAAAGUUUGGGAAGUAUUUAUACUAGAAGAUAAAACCCUAACGAGACGGAAGUUCAACUAUUAUUUGGGGUACCAAUUUGUUCUUGACCAUUACCGAACUCAGUUAUGUCUGAAUAGAGUGAUUCGUGGUGUACGCAAGCUGAUCAUAAGACCGAUGGAGAACUUUUUCAAUCUGUACGAAUUUAUGAGCAUUCUGUCUUAUUUCUCGGAGAAAUUCGAGCCUUUAGACUUUAUAAAUACUUUAGAUUUCACAUUUGGUUGUGAGUAUGCUGCCGAAAAUUCUCAAGGAAGAGACAAAAUAUUUGGAACAGGUGGAAAACUACUUGAAGCAUUAAAACACUUAAUGAUGGAUUUGAGAGGUCUCAAGCACCUUGCUCUUCGAGACUUAUAUUUGGAAACUGAAGAGGCCCAAUAUCUUUUGGAUGAUGUGGCAUAUAAUUCUUGUGAAACUUUACGAACUUUGAAAUUGGUUAAUUGUUCUAAAGAACCAUACGCUAUGCUUCACCCAGCUGUUUUCAUCAAUCUUCAGAAACUGACUAUUUCUCCACAGCAUCUUGGAGAUGAUGUCCUUCUCUUGUUGGCGAGUACGAAAUUGAAAGAACUAUAUUUACUUCAAACAAAAUUAACCAUUGGUUGUAUCUCCGUAUCAUACAAAGUGUGGAAGGAAUUUAUAAAGUUAUCUCCAUUCCUAAGGGUUCAUCAUGUUCUAGAAAGUGGAACAAAAACACCGAUUGCAUGGCAAGAGGGUGCUCCAGUGAGAUCAAUCAUUUAUGAUACGCCAGAAAGCGAGAUAUUAAUAUCAUGUAUAUAUACAGCUUCCAAUAUAUAUUGCAACACGCUGGAAGUGUUUGCAUAUUUAGGUCUUCCACAAUAUAACCUACAUGAUAGCUUUGAUGAAAGAGCAGAUAUAUCUCUAAUACUUCUGUCCCGCUGUUGUUUAUAUUUAGAUACACUAGUAAUAAGAGAACACAUAUCUUCAUCUACAUUACUGCUGUUGGCAAGUCAAUCUAGAAACUUAAGAAGAUUAAUAGUUCGAAGAAGUGCUCUGAUAAUGAAAUGUGAUUGGCCACAUAACCCUGAAUGGACCGAAGAAUUCUAUUUUUGGUUACGCAUGACAUCUAUAUCAUAUGACAAGCUCAUUUCUGAAGUCAGUAAAUGUUUAGAAAUAAAAUGGCACCCAUUGUCGGAUGAAGAAUUUCAAAACUUUAAAUUAUGAGCUAUUUUAAAUGUAUAUGUGUCAAAUAUCAUGAGCAUUAUAAAAUUCUUAUGCUACAAACAAACAUACAUAAAAUUAUUAAGAAUCCUUUACAGAUUAUUGAAAUGUUAUUAACGUAACUUUCGAAAUUAUUCCACUAAGUCAUAAAAAUUUCCCUUUUCAUUAAAUAAGUUAUUUGGGGCUUUUGAAAUAAAUUUUUUAUAUAUCUUUUGUUUAAACUGCAGAAAAUAAAUGAAUGCAAACAGUUUGAAAAUUCUGAAGUCUUAAUUGUUAAAAAAUUAAGCAAUAUUUUAUAAGAAAAACCAAGAUAUCAGUGUAAGGUUAAUUUUCUUAGCCUUUAAAACAACCUUUAUCACAAAGCCCUUCAAGGUUUAUAAAUGAUUAGCAGAUAAUACAUGCAAGCUUGAAACAGUGUUAAAUUUAAUUAUGCUAUUUUAUGCGCUAUGGGGUUCCCAUUAAGCUUGUAUAAACAACCCUUAUAUAUAUAUUGAAGUUGAAUCUGUCCUAACAAAACAAGGCUAGAAAAAUUGUCUGAAAUCGAGGAUGAAUCAUCAUUUGCAAAACAAAAGUAGAAAGCUUUUUUAAACCAAGGAUAAAUUAUAUUCACAAAAUUUAUUUCAGAUUUUAUUACCAUCCCUGAAAUUAAAUUUUUUAUUUGAGCAGGCUGUUAUAUAGAUAAAGAUAUAAUGAAAUAAAGGUAAAAACAAGGCUUUUAGUUCAAUCUAAAGAGAUGAGAUUUUUUUUUAAAUUUUUUCAAUGCCUCAAUUUAAUUUUUAAUAAAACAAGCUUGGCAUGGCAUACUAGUAUUUCUACUAAGUUUUAAAAAAAUAACUAAUUAUUCAGCCGUUCUGUUCCAACGAAAUUAAAAUGUAACUACAACGUUUUUAGUAAGGUUGAUUGUUAUAUGGAAAGAUGCGAUUGUAUUUUUAUAUCUGAACUUUAUAAUGUGUGAAUUUGAAAUACAAAAUUAGCAUUUUUUAAUUAUUUUCCUUGAAUAUAAAAGUUUAAUAAAUACUUUUUUACGUGUACAUUGUAUGAGCAAGUCAUUUGGAAAGCUCUUUCUUAAAAAAAUCCCUUCUAAGAAAAUAAAAAGUCUCUGAUGAAGUAUGAAAUUAAUUUUAACAUUAAUUUAAACUAGAAUUACUAUAAUUUAGCAUUAAUUUUACAUAAGUAUUCUGUAUAGAAUAACAUAUUGUAUUUAGAUAUCAUGUCAUUAUAUAUUACAAUAUUGUUACAAUAUUCUUUAAUUAUUAAAAUGUGACUUAAUGCUAAUCCUGUUACUGUCAUAAUAUAUUUAGUUAAUAUAUGGAACAAAGUUGAGGCAAAAGAGUUGAUGAUAUCUGUAGCUGUAAUGAAUUUAUACAUGGAAGGUUUGGUUUACCUUGUGAGAUGUAUUGUUACCUUCUAUCAAUUACUAUUAAUUUUAACAUAGAUAUUCUGUGUAAAAUGACUUAAUAUGUAUAGUUAAUACACAAUAUUCUUCAAUUACUGAAAUGUAGCCUAAAGCUAUCCUACCAUGUUACUGUUUUAAUUUUCUUUCAAAUAUAUAGAUAAGAGAAACGUUGUGAUAAAAGUGUUGAUGAUAUUUGUAGCUGUAAAGAAUUUAUACAUAGAAGGUUUACCUUGUGAGAUGUGUUCUUUACCUUAUACCCCGCAUGCACACCGAUACAACCAUUCCUCAUUUUCCCUUAUUAUUCCAUGUUAUUUUUAAGGAUAUUACGAUUUUGUAAUAAAGUGAAACGAUAAUAAUUGUUUUGUAUAGAUUUGUUAAUAAAUUUAAUUUUUGAAAAUUA
Molecule: messenger RNA, 3417 nt
Organism: Parasteatoda tepidariorum (common house spider)
Lineage: Eukaryota; Metazoa; Arthropoda; Arachnida; Araneae; Theridiidae
Molecular function (GO): protein binding
Source: RefSeq, a predicted model, not a curated record